UUCUUUUUGAAACUACUUGCCCAUGUAAAUGCGAUCGUUCUAUCAAUUGUCUUGUUUGUAGGUACUUGCCCUACUUCAAAAAAUAUUCGGUGAAGGUCGCACAUACCUAGACGGGUCCGGCCCCCGCAUCAUUCGGACGUCGGCUUGAACUUUAUUAGACUUAACCGCGACGAUAACUUCUUAACCUUCGACUCUAUUACGAUUGCCAAGGUGCCAAUUUCGGCGUUAGGCAAACAGUCUACAAGUAUUACCAAUCAAGCGCAAAAGAUCAUCCGUUUAUACCAUCAUAAUUGGUGCUUCCUUGCUUCUAUAGGUGGUACCUACGUUUAGGGAGCUUGGCUAGGAGACUAUAGAGGUUCGACCCGCAUAUGUUUUCUAUUCUACGCAUGAGAAGCACUAUCAUAAAUCGAAUUCCCAUCAUGAGUGGUUCUCCUUCUAUUCUCAUCCUUGGUGCCGGCGAGCUCGGCACAGCUGUCCUAGAAGCACUCUCCGCACAUCCUAAACGAACCGGCGGAAAACUAGCUGUGCUUCUACGACAGUCCACUAUCGCAACGCAGGACUCAGCUAAAAAAGCGCAAAAUGAGCGCAUACAAUCACUAGGCGCCGAAUUGGUACCUGGGGAUUUAGCCAACGACUCCAUCUCACAACUCGCUGAAGUGUUCGCUCGAUACCAUACCAUAAUCUCUUGCUCGGGCUUUGGUCUACCGGCAGGAACUCAAAUUAAAAUCACACAAGCUAUCUUAGAAGCGGGUGUGCAGCGCUAUAUUCCCUGGCAAUGGGGUAUUGAUUACGAUGUCGUCGGUACGGGGAGCGCGCAAGAUUUAUUCGAUGAACAAUUACGAGUUCGCGCAUUGCUCCGAGGGCAAAGUAAAACCGGUUGGGUUAUCGUGUCGACUGGGUUAUUUAUGAGUUUCUUAUUCUUGCCUGAGUUUGGGGUCGUGGAUUUAAAGGCGCGCACACUACGCGCUCUAGGAAAGUGGGAUGCGGAGCUAUCAUUGACCACGUCUAAGGAUAUCGGAAGAAUGGCCGCGGAAAUUGCGUAUGAGCCGGGGGAUGUAUCGCAUCAAGUAGUGUAUAUCGCCGGUGACACAGUGACGUACGAGAAGGUGGCGGGGUUGGUGGAGAAGAGAUUUGGAGGCCAGUGGACGAAGGAGCUGUGGGAUGAGGAGACACUGAGUGGGAAGCUGAGGGAGAAGCCUGGUGAUGGAAUGAUUAAGUAUGCGAGUGUGUGGGCGGCGGGACGGGGUGUCGCGUGGGAUAUGGAGAAGACGAUUAAUGCGCAACGUGGGAUUGAGCUCCAGGGUUUGGAGAGCUAUUUGAAGGAUAUGCCGGGCUUUAAAUGAGCUGCGAUGAUAUCAAGCCCAUUUUAGAGAUAUGGGCAGAAAAUGCUCAACGGGAGGGAUUCUAGGUAAAGUCAUUGUUUGAAUAGCCAAGGCGGUAGAGUUCUAUUCAAAUAAUUCCGUUGUGAAGGCCCGUAACGUAAAUUUCAUUGCCUAUACCGUAUGCCUAUAAACUAAUAAUCAAUCCCAUAAUAUCGCCCAUUGCACCAAGCAUUUUCCCUAUGUCUCAUUCCAAACUCCAAGCGCUCUAGCAUGAAUUUCGUUCGUCAGACUCACGUGUUAAUUGACCCAGUCGUCGAUACUAUAGUGUUUGGCUCUGUUCCCAACCAAAGC
Hypoxylon trugodes is the source of this 1673-nucleotide messenger RNA. Its product is annotated as NAD(P)-binding protein. The record is from RefSeq and is a predicted model, not a curated record. Lineage: Eukaryota; Fungi; Ascomycota; Sordariomycetes; Xylariales; Hypoxylaceae. The coding region runs from base 369 to 1343 and encodes 324 amino acids. The transcript is spliced from 3 exons. Gene Ontology annotation, molecular function: oxidoreductase activity.